GCGCGGUGGUGUCGGAACAGAGCACGGAGAGCGAGAGGAAGGAUCAGGCGUUCCUUCGGACAGCCCGCGCCGCGGGUCCUACGGCGCAGCAUUCCCCCCCCCCUCGGCCCACGUGGGUGGAGGUUUCCAGAAGAGCCGUGGCCGCGCACGCAGCUGCUGUCGCCGCCGCUCCCGCCGCUCCGCCAUGCUCAGCGCGCGCCUCCCGCUGCUCCUGCCGCGCGGCGCCCCCGGGCCCGCGCACCCGGGGCUCGCGCAGACGUUCUGGAAUGGCCUCAGUCAGAGUGUUCUCAGAGCAGCAUCCAGCAGAAAAUACGCCUCAGAAGCAAUUAAAGGUGCUGUUAUUGGAAUUGAUUUGGGUACAACGAACUCCUGCGUGGCAGUUAUGGAAGGAAAGCAAGCAAAAGUGCUGGAAAACUCGGAAGGUGCCAGGACAACACCUUCGGUUGUUGCAUUUACCUCCGACGGCGAGCGCUUGGUUGGGAUGCCAGCGAAGCGGCAGGCGGUCACCAACCCACACAACACCUUCUAUGCUACCAAGCGGCUCAUCGGGCGGCGCUUCGAUGACCCCGAAGUGAAGAAGGAUAUUAAGAACGUUCCAUUUAAAAUUGUUCGUGCCUCCAACGGUGACGCCUGGGUAGAGGCUCAUGGGAAACUCUAUUCUCCCAGCCAGAUCGGUGCCUUCGUACUAAUGAAGAUGAAGGAAACUGCAGAAAACUACCUGGGACAUUCAGCAAAGAAUGCUGUCAUCACAGUCCCUGCUUACUUCAACGAUUCUCAGAGACAGGCUACAAAAGAUGCUGGGCAGAUCGCUGGCUUGAACGUUUUGAGGGUGAUUAAUGAACCAACAGCAGCUGCACUUGCCUAUGGUCUGGACAAGUCUGAAGACAAAGUUAUUGCAGUCUACGAUUUGGGUGGCGGCACUUUCGAUAUUUCCAUUUUGGAAAUCCAGAAGGGAGUCUUUGAGGUGAAGUCUACCAACGGUGACACUUUCUUAGGUGGAGAAGAUUUUGACCAGGCUUUGCUACAGUAUAUUGUUAAAGAGUUCAAGAGGGAGAUGGGUGUUGACCUGACUAAAGACAACAUGGCCCUUCAGAGGGUGAGAGAAGCAUCGGAGAAAGCAAAGUGUGAGCUUUCCUCAUCUGUGCAGACCGAUAUCAACUUGCCGUACCUUACUAUGGACGCCUCUGGACCAAAGCACUUGAACAUGAAGCUGAGCCGCUCGCAGUUUGAGGGCAUCGUAGCGGAUCUGAUCAAAAGGACGGUAGCGCCGUGCCAGAAAGCCAUGCAGGAUGCUGAGGUCAGCAAGAGUGACAUCGGUGAGGUCAUCCUCGUCGGUGGCAUGACCAGAAUGCCAAAGGUGCAGCAGACUGUACAGGAUUUGUUUGGCCGUGCUCCUAGCAAAGCAGUUAAUCCUGACGAAGCCGUUGCUAUCGGUGCAGCUAUUCAAGGUGGUGUGUUAGCUGGUGAUGUUACUGAUGUCCUCCUGCUGGAUGUGACUCCUCUCUCCUUGGGGAUUGAGACGCUGGGAGGUGUCUUCACAAAGCUCAUCAACAGGAAUACCACCAUACCUACGAAGAAGAGCCAGGUGUUUUCUACAGCUGCUGAUGGGCAGACUCAAGUGGAGAUUAAAGUAUGCCAGGGGGAGAGAGAGAUGGCUAGUGACAACAAACUUCUUGGCCAGUUCACAUUGGUUGGGAUUCCUCCAGCGCCGCGUGGAGUGCCCCAGAUUGAGGUCACUUUUGACAUUGAUGCAAACGGUAUCGUGCACGUGUCAGCAAAGGAUAAAGGCACUGGACGUGAACAGCAAAUUGUUAUCCAGUCUUCUGGUGGUCUUAGCAAAGAUGAAAUUGAGAACAUGGUGAAGAAUGCAGAAAAAUAUGCAGAGGAAGACAGGCGAAGAAAGGAACGCGUGGAAGCUGUGAACAUGGCUGAAGGCAUCAUCCACGACACGGAGUCCAAGAUGGAGGAGUUCAAGGAUCAGCUGCCAGCAGACGAGUGCAACAAAUUGAAGGAAGAAAUUGCUAAAAUGAGGGAACUUCUGGCUCGUAAAGACACUGAAACGGGAGAAAACAUCAGGCAGGCAGCAACCAGCCUGCAGCAGGCUUCCCUGAAACUCUUUGAAAUGGCAUACAAGAAGAUGGCCUCUGAACGAGAGGGUUCUGGAAGUCCGGGGGAUCAGAAGGAGGAGAAGCAAUAAGAAGUCUCUGUCUUGCCUUGACUAGAGUAUGAAGAAGAGGUCGAUUUUCUUGACGCUUGGGAGAGAAGGGACCUUCCUGAGCAGCAAUGGGCAGAAUUCAGACUUACUGUGUUUUUGCAGUAUUCUAUAUAUAAAAUUCUUUAAUGUAUAAACUUAGUGAUGUGUCUGCUAGAUAAAUUGUCACUUGAUGAAAGUUAAUUCAUGCCAGAGGAAGUUCAAAGUGUUUGGCCCCAUGGUAUUCGACCGAGGCGCCUGGGGACUCGCUGAUCAUUUCUUUCUGAUACUUGACACAAUGGUGUACUAAAUCUGAUAUCAAAGUUUGGAAACCAUGUCGCUAAAUCCAGGGGUGGAGGUGGAAGGGACUGGGAGGAAGAUAACACCUGGACUGUGUGUCACUUGUGGAUCUGAGUACUUGUGAGCGGGUGACAAGGCUGGUGACAUCUGCAGCGGGGUUAGUGCCCUUGUUCUGCAGGAGAAGGGCAAAGUUAGCCAUAACAUUCUUCCUUAGAAAAGAGGCUACGUGGAAGUUAAAUCCUUUGCUUGUAUGAGCCUUCUGCUCCAUCCUGUGUCUGUUCUCUGCUUAUGGUAAGACAAUUUACUUGAUAAUAAAACUGUUACUGGAUCCAUUCUGGAUUUUUUUAAAAUAAAAGCAGAAAAGUGUCCAACAUGGA
Messenger RNA from Columba livia (rock pigeon), 2868 nucleotides. It is a transcript of the gene HSPA9, whose product is annotated as heat shock protein family A (Hsp70) member 9. The transcript has 17 exons. The record is from RefSeq and is a predicted model, not a curated record. The coding region runs from base 185 to 2197 and encodes 670 amino acids. Gene Ontology annotation, molecular function: ATP-dependent protein folding chaperone; ATP binding. Lineage: Eukaryota; Metazoa; Chordata; Aves; Columbiformes; Columbidae. Gene Ontology annotation, cellular component: cytoplasm; mitochondrion. Gene Ontology annotation, biological process: protein folding.